AUGAAGGGCAGUUGGAGGAACCCCAGGCCCAACAUGGAAGGCCAGGGCCUCCAGAGCAGCCAAGGGCUCUGCUCCCUCGUCAGGAUGGGAGUCUCUCAGCUGAAGGCUGGCAGCUUCAUGAAGAUGCCAUCCUUGCACCUGCUGCUCUUCACAUCCAACACCUUCUCCGUGAUUGAGGACGAUGCCUUCAGCGGCCUGUCCUACCUGCAGUACCUGGACCUCCGUGGGAACCCAUUCCAGUGUGACUGCCGAGUACUCUGGCUGCUUCAGUGGGUGCCACCAGUGAAUGCCAGUGUGGGCCUGGGAGCCUGUGCAGGUCUGCUGCUGGCUUCGGCCUCCCAGAGGCCGGUGCUCUUCCAUUGGUUUGGUGGCCGCUUUGAGAGGCGCACAGACAUCCCAGAGGCCGAGGACGUCUAUGCCACCAAACACUUUCAGGCCGGUGGAGACGUGUUCCUGUGCCUGACUCGAUACAUUGGGGACUCCAUGGUCAUGCGCUGGGAUGGUUCCAUGUUCCGCCUGCUCCAGCAACUUCCGUCUCGAGGGGCCCACGUCUUCCAGCCGCUGCUGAUCGCCAGAGACCAGUUGGCCAUCCUCGGCAGCGACUUUGGCUUCAGCCAGGUCUUCCGCCUUGAGCCAGAUAAAGGGAUCCUGGAGCCACUGCAGGAGCUGGGACCCCCGGCCUUGGUGGCCCCCAGAGCCUUUGCCCAAGUCACCGUGGCGGGAAGGCGCUUUCUCUUCGCUGCGUGCUUCAAGGGCCCCACGCAGAUCUACCAGCACCACGAGUUGGAUCUCAGUGCCUGAGGCUCUGCAGCACCCUGGAAGUGGCUGUGGGGCUGGCAAGGGCUUCCUGCGACAUCUGGGUACCCUCUCGGGCCUGGCCUCCUGGCCGUCACAGUCAGUCCUGUGCGAUGCUAUCCAAAUCUAUCAGCCUGGGUCAGGCUUAGCCUACCGUUUGAAGGAUGGGCACCCUAGGGGCAAACGGGAGGAGGUCCCUCUGCUCCCAACAACGUUUGGGGCCCUGGCAGUCUGAAGCCACAUUUUG
Molecule: messenger RNA, 1042 nt
Organism: Cricetulus griseus (Chinese hamster)
Lineage: Eukaryota; Metazoa; Chordata; Mammalia; Rodentia; Cricetidae
Source: RefSeq, a predicted model, not a curated record